Molecule: messenger RNA, 6738 nt
Organism: Delphinapterus leucas (beluga whale)
Lineage: Eukaryota; Metazoa; Chordata; Mammalia; Artiodactyla; Monodontidae
Gene: NUGGC
Product: nuclear GTPase, germinal center associated
Molecular function (GO): GTPase activity
Source: RefSeq, a predicted model, not a curated record
GAUGAGAUUCUGACUAAAGGAGGAGAAGAAACCUGGACGCUUGUCAUUCUUAAUAAACACAUGCAGUUUGCCUCGGACACAGACUGAAGGCAGUGAAAUGUACUACUCGUUCCCCACCUCACCACACACGCACACACCCCGCACACAGUCUGGCUUGUUUUCUUCUGAGGGCAUUGAAGAAUUUGCAGACAGUAGCUUCAGCUGGAGCCCCUAAGCACAAUUUUUAUCAAGUUCCCACUCUCCCUGCUACUCAACAGCCUUCACUCCCCGAAUGCCUUCAUCAUGCAUUAGAGGGAGCCCCUCAUUUGUGGGCACUGUUCCCUCAUUCUCCUACUCUUAAGCUCCAGAGACUUUGUUUAAAUAGUACCACUUAGAGGCUGCUUGGUGGAAUGAAGAGAACACGGAACUUGGACUCACUACGUUACCUUGGACAAGUCCCUUCCCCUCUCUGGGCCUCAGUGUCCAAAUCUGUAGAAGGGGCUCAAGAGCAUUAUUUAAUUCCACUACAUGAAGCUGUUCUAGUAUAGGAGUGACCAUUGCAUUUGUGUCACCUCUGUUAUGUUCUCUUAAGAAAAAAGGCAGUAAGCAAACACAAACAGAAGGAAAGGAGAGCAAGAGAAGCAAGAAAAGGUGUCAAUAGUCACAAUUAUUUGACAGGAAACUGGUUCUGUGCAACCUUCCCACAUUUAGAUAAAUAUGCAGAGAGUCUCAUUUAAAAGAUGCUAUUCUUAGGCUCAGUGCACACGAAUGUAAAUAAGUACUAAGAGAAAAACUUAACUGUUAACCACACAGUUGAAAUACAAGUGAAAUAAACCACACAUAAAAAGCUUGCCCGUGUGAGCAAUACAUUUGUACGUUUUCAACUGCUCCUCUACAGAAACAAAUUUUCACAAAAUAUACCAUCGUUGCUACCUCUCUUUGGUGGAAAGUGGAGCCCAACAUAAUUUGAGGAAGGACUAUGGGUCUUUUGCUCUUCAAAGCAAAAUGAACCUGAAAUGACCAUAAUCUCAGCUGUGCUGCUUUUGAUGACACAGGAGCCCUAGUUAUUGGUAACAGUCUUGGUUUCCAUGGCAAGUGACGUUUCAAAAUAAGAACUUAAUCCUUUUGGCUCCCAACUAAAUCAGAGAACAUUCGCACCUUAAGGACUAGUUCAAUUUAUAGAUGGGAAAGCUAAGGCCCAGAGUGGUACAAUGAUGGGUCUCAAGUCCUAUGGCUCCUCUGAUUUUGGCAAAGCCAGAACUGGAAACUGCCACACCUGAUUUCAAGCUUAAUGCCCUUCCCACCAUAUCAUUUAGUUUAACUCAAUGGCUAUAUACUGAGGGGCUAUACCACACUAUCUCCUAUUAAUUGAUAUGUUUGUCUAUAGGUUUUCCUCUGUAAGUGCUUGGCAUUUAUUUCAUUCUGCCUCUUCAGCCUUUUAGUAAACGAUCCCUUUCCAUUUUCCGGUGUCUUCGUUUAUCAAUCUAAUGGGCCCUUUCUGCCAGUGUUGGAACAUUGGCAGAAGGAAUAAAUGAAGCAGAAUUCACCACAACCACAACUCAAAUAAUUUCCAGUUUCCCCAAAUUUCAGUUAGGGGUCACACAUUACUCCUAUACUGGUACCAUAGAUGCUUUAUAGUGGGAGGCUCAUGGUUUGGUGUGCAUUGCAAGCAGCUAAACCCAAUCUAACCCCAGACAGUUACAUGCCAAUAACCCUUGCUGGCCACUGUGCACUGUUGAUUUAAUCAGUAAAGUCCUGUGACCCUGGGGAGCCCAAAACUGCCCAUAUUCUAGAAUUUGGCGAACACGUCUGCUUGUACUCCAAGCCCUCUUCCGUCUUGGAUUGAAGGGCCUUAAUCUCAGUGUUCAAAUGGUGGUAACACUUAGCAACUUGUUAGUUCUCUGGGGCUUCAUCCGGCUUCUCUAACUGUUCCUGGCAUUUGACUAGCAGAAUAAGCUGUCCUGAAGGCCUACAGUGGAUCUGUCCCCUGGGAGGACCACACAUGUUGUUUUGUUUCCAGUGCCCACUGUGAUAUGAUGCCUAACAUUUUGUGUGACUAUGGCUCAUGGAGCUGCUGUCUUCAGAAAACAACAGAUCUCUUUCUGAGGGGCAAUUCCCAGUUCCUCAUCUAAAGUUAUUGAUGACAUUACCAUAUUUUUUCCUCCUAACUCGCCUAGGUUUUGAUGCGGUUUAGCAUUUCUAACUCAGCAUUUCCAAUCAGGAAACUCUCAUGAAUUUUAGUGACCUCGUAGAGCCCUCCCACCACCAGCUUUACUGGUGACCAUUUCAAGCAAGAACACAGCAUCUUGGGAUUUAAAGAAGCCUUAAAAUCCAUCUAGUCCAAUGCUAUUAUUAGGUUGCUGUACCAGUAAAGGUUUAGACACCUCUGGGGCAGAAAAUUUGUUACAUUCCAUUUUGGACAACUCUGACUACCAGAGAAUGUUCAGCAAAAAUAUGCUUUCUCAUACUUUACACCUAGUGGAUCUAGUUCUCCCUGCUUGGGACCACUGGAAACAUGCAUCGUCCAUCUUUUAUAUGCAGCUCUAAGGUCAAGUAUUUGAAGACCACUACGAAGUCCUCUCCCUGUCUUCUGCCUUAGCCUGUGUCUUCCCUUCCUCAAGCCGAGCAUUCUCAGUUCCUAUGGAGCAGUCCUAUCAAAAUGAAUUUGAUUUUAAAACAUCCUUUGGUAUAGAAUCUCAUCAAAAGCUUCCCACCACGAUUUCCUUCAUUCAGUCAUUCAGCAUUAACGUCAGUCAUUGCACUUCAUGAUAGAAAUGCAGCAUUGAAAUCAAUGCACUAUGACCUGAAAUAGCUCACGGUUCAGUAAAGAGGAAGAGACAUAAAGGAAGCAUAGCAAGCAUCAUAGCACAGAUGUCCUUGGAGCAGUGGUGACACAAGAAGGGAAUGAAUGGGAAUCAGGACACAGUUGCACAGAGGAAAUACUCAAACAAGAUCUUGAAGAAAGAGUAGGAAUUCACCAGGAAGAAGAGGGGAAGGGUACCCUACACAGAAGCACGUUUCUUCUUGGAUUCCCUGCCUCGGAGGACCGCAAGGAGUUUGGGGUGGUCUGAGAGGGAGGCUCAAGAUGAAGAACGGAGAUAUGAGGAGCUCUAGUGAAGGCUCAGGACCUUGUACAUAGUACGGUUCACCCCACAUUCAACAAAAACCCAUCAAGUACAGAAACCAUUUGUUUGGUUUGAUACCCAUGAUGCAAACUAAGAAUAAGAGGCUCUUUCGACUGAUGAGUGGUGAUUUUUGUUUGGGGGUAAUAUGUAAACGAGGCGCCGUCUCCACAACUAACGGCCUGUGGGUCUAGUCGGGGUUGACAGGUCAGGUGGGCUUUUGCAUAUUUCAGAAGGGCUGGUGACUCUCUGCUUUUGAAUUACGCGGCUGAGUGAUCCAAAUAGCAACAUCAGAAGUGGAGAAGAAGCACAGAUGCCCCCCAACUUGUGUCCCUCAGAUUCUCCUCAAUGUGUGGGGACAAAGAAACGCCAGGGGAGCAGGGCCCACUGUUCUGAGCCUUUACGGACCCACUUCUCCCUCUGUGCCCAAGCCUGUGUGUCCGGGACUAGAGACAGGUUGGAUCUGGCCCUUCUUUUGGAGCACUUCUCCUUCUCUCCACCCACCCUGCCACCCGCAGAUGCCCCAUGAGGUGGAGCUUCUCGUAGCCCCCAGUAGGGGUGUCUUCCUGAUUGAAGUGUUGGGUGGGCUGGUGAGGAAGAUCCAGAGACCCUAGUUGUUGCACCUCUCCUCCCCCACUCAGGGCAACUCCAGGGGGCCCCAGGAGUAUCAAAUAUUCCAUCCAGCUCCCAGACACUUGCUGAGACCUCCUGGGACUCGACAUCACUGGCAAAGGAGUUCAAGGGUUACCUGAUGGGGGCGCCGAUGUCUCCCAAAGCAGCAAAGCUAUAUAACUUCACCUUCAAGGGUCUGGUCACUAGAGGUUUAUUCUCUUUUCAGAGUGAGUUGCCUUAAAGAUCUCAGUCUUUUCAGUUUAAAGUUCUACGGAUACAACUACUGUUGAAAACCAAUACUCAAACAUGGAUUUUUGUCAUAUUUAAACCAAUGUGUAGUGAAUUCGCUGUUGUGAUGGAUUUGAAAAUAAAUUAGAAUGGCCACCGCCCUUUAGAAGCUUGGAAUCUACCUGGGGAGACAAAGUGCUGACGCUCUAAGUGGACAAAAGCAGGUGAUACACACAGGAAAUGGCAGAAACUGAAGAUUGUGUGGGUCAGGAGCCACAUCCAGAACCAAUGAAAAAAAGAAGACGGUCAGAUCGAGACCAGCGGUUCCGAGCGUUUCCCUCUGUGGAACAAAGCACCCUUAAGGAAUAUGAAAAACUGGAGUCACGGACGAGAAGGGUUUUGAGCAACACUUACCAGAAACUCAUUCAGUCUGUGUUCCUGGAUGACAGCAUCCCUAAUGGUGUCAAGUACCUCAUAAAUAGGCUUCUUGCCUUGAUUGAAAAACCAUCACUGGACCCAAUCUACAUCGGAUUCUUUGGAAGCACUGGGGCUGGGAAGAGCUCCCUGAUCAAUGCCAUCAUCCAGCAAGCCAUGUUUCUGCCAGUGUCUGGAGAAAGUAUAUGUACAUCAUGUAUUGUUCAAGUGAGUUCAGGCUGCUGCGAGCAGUAUGAAGCCAAAAUCCACCUACUCUCCAACCAGGAGUGGAAGCAGGAGCUGAAGAACUUGACGAAACUCCUGCACAGGCCUGAGCAGCUGGGCAGAGAAGAAGAGGAUGCCUGGGACAGGGACGAUGCAGUGGAGGAAGCCAUUUGGAAGCUACAAAUGGUUUAUGGAAACGGGGUGGAAAGGAAGAGCUAUGAGGAGUUACUAAGGGCAAAGCCCAAAGGAAAGAUCCCCACCUCCAGAGUCAUCACCCUCAAGGCGGAAGAGGCAGGAGAGCUGUCUCUCAAGCUGGACCCCUACAUCCGGACUCAGAGGAGAGGCUGGGAUGAAGGAUCAGCUGAGACACAAAUCUGGCCCUUGAUCAAACUGGUGGAAGUGACUCUUCCCAAAUCGGAGCUGAUUCCAGAAGGCAUUGUGCUGGUGGACAUUCCAGGCACAGGCGACUUCAACAGCAAGAGGGACGAGAUGUGGAGAAAGACCAUUGAUAAAUGCUCAGUGAUCUGGCUGAUCAGUGACAUCGAAAGAGUUUCUGGAGGGAGAGCCCAUGAAGACCUUCUGAACGAGAGCAUCAAAGCCUGCCAAAGGGGGUUCUGCAGGGACAUGGCCCUGGUGGUCACCAAGACCGACAAGCUACACUUGCCGGAAUACCUAAGGGAAAGAAAAGUGGGAAGUCAAGCUAUUCAAAGUCAGCGAGAGGCUGUUUUAGAAAGAAAUGAAAUGAUAAAGCUACAAAGGAAUAAAGUUCUCAAGGAAAAACUAAAGAGGAAGCUGCCAACUGACUCCAGGGUUCUGGAAGACUCAGAGCUGGUGUACACGGUCAGCGCCCAGGAGUACUGGCAGCAGGCUCUCCUCACCGAGGAGGAAACCGAAAUCCCCAAGUUAAGAGAAUAUAUCAGGAGAAGGCUCUUGGAUAAGAAGAGGAGGAUGGUGACCAAGUAUGUCACUGAAGCUUUUGGCCUGUUUCUGCUCACGGACAGUUUCAGCUGCACGGACAACCUGCAGAACGAACACUUGCACGUGAGUGGCCUGCGGAGAUUUGUGGAAGAGAAGAUACAGCUGCUGGAGAAGGCCAUCGACCAGUGCUUUGCCCACAUAGUGCAGCCUCUGCAAGAAGGGGUCCAAAAUGCCAGGAGUUCCUACCGACAGAUCCUUGGGGUGUGCCUGGUGAGGAGUAGAGGAAACCAGGGUUUUCACCAGACUCUGAAAGCGGUUUGCCUGAAAAACGGUAUCUAUGCCUCCAGGACUCUUGGGAGAAUAGAUCUGAACGAAGCCAUCACGCAGCCCAUCUAUGAACAGAUUGAUCCUGUUUUUGGAGGCAUUUUUAGGUCUGGGAAGCCCAGUGAUGGCUCAGCUCUGAUGCCCCACAUAGAUGCUUUUAAGCGCUCUCUGCAGGAGAAGAUGACGGAAAUUGGGAUAAGAAAUGGCUGGAAAUAUGAUAGCUAUAAAAAGAGUUUCCUGAUCCAGGAGAUAAGCGCCAUCCUGGGAGGCCUGGAGGGACACAUCCUCAGAAAGAAGAGGAGGAUUUAUGAGUCUCUCAGCACCUCUGUUCAGAACGACCUGAAGCCCUGUUACGAAGAGGCAGCUCAGAUCACGGGCAAAAAAGCAUGUGAAAGAAUGAAAGAUGUCCUCAGAAGAGGGCUGGACCAGCAGGUGGACGAGGGCAUGUUCGAACGGGCUCAAGAAAGGAUGCAGCACCAAUUUCACCAGCUGAAGAUGAGAAAACGGAGGCAAAGAGAGGUAUAUCAAGAGGUCACACAGCUAAAUGGAAUCACGGAGAAGGUGAAGGGCAGCGUCACCACCAUGCUGACCCUUGCUUCGUCCCAGGGGGAUGGGCUCUACAAGGAGCUUGCAGACGUCAAAAGUGAAUGCAAGGAGAUGGAGAAGCUGCACAGGAGCCUGAGGGAGGUUGCUGAGAAUGCACUGCUGCGUAGGGGCAUGCAAGAUUUCCUUCUGAGAAUGUCCCCCAGCAAAUCUGGCCCCCCCAAAACAUGGAUUUAAUUCUUGGGGCUUAGCACCAUGGAAUACAAACCUGGAGGCAAAUAAUCAGAUUUACUACUGUUUGUUAAAACCUAAUAAAGAACACCUCCCAAUUUGGGGGGCUUUAUAGACAACUCAGUAUAUUGUUACUUCUGUC